Molecule: messenger RNA, 2578 nt
Organism: Paramuricea clavata
Lineage: Eukaryota; Metazoa; Cnidaria; Anthozoa; Malacalcyonacea; Plexauridae
Source: the annotation of a GenBank genome assembly
AUGGCGUUUCACAAGAGAGUUAUUCUGCUGCUUUUCGUGGUGCUUUUCAAUGAGGCUGAAUCUCAUUCGUGGGUCAGUUGUCCAAGGUAUCAUAGCGAACCUUUUUCUGUUAUAGCUGGUUCUGAAUCACCUAACUUGACUUCUCAAAUGAAUUUAAUUGCUAACAAAGAAAUUGUGGAACAACCUUCCCAAACAAUAUAAAGAGCCUCGACCUAUUUUUUCAAAUCAAUAUUAAAUAAAAAAAAACUUCCUACAAAACAAUCAUCCUCUUUUAUUCAGAUCAUUCGAUCCCAGUCCUUACCGCGGUGGCAAUCAAGUUGGACCCUGUGAAAAAUGGUAUCAUGGUGUUGUGAAUCCCGUCAAGGCUGGAGAUAGAAUAAAGGUAGGCAACAAGUCUGCCAACAAGCGUCAACAAGUUGUGUUCGCAAUGGCCCGGCCUCACUAAAUCUCUAGGAAAAACAGUUUACAAGUGAUAGAUAAACCAAUACAGUGUAAAAGUUCCUUUAUAGUUCAGAUUCUUUCAGUAAUAAGCUUGAACCGAGAAAGGGUGGCCUUUUCUGGAUCACUAAAGCCUGUUUUCCACUUCAAUAAUUGUAACGUACCGUAGCAUUUUCUUUUGCGUCGAAGUCAUUAGUUCCACACUAUACCACUGAAGAAACAAAGAAAUACGCAACGUUUCGGUACGAUUGAAGUGGAAAGUGUGAAUUAUUUUGAGCAAUUGAAAAUGAGCCCUAAACAAAAGUUAGAUAACUUUAAAUAUUGUUGAAACGAAAUUAGGAACGUGCUAGAAGUUAUGUAGUGGAAGAUUAAUAGCAUUCAACAACAUUUUUUUUUGUCUAAAACAUGGAAUUUCAUACAAUUUGUAACGAGCAAUUUUGUUAGAUCAUGAAGUGCGACUUAUUUCAAUUGCUCAAAAUAUAUACUUCACACUUCAUUGUAUCCCGCGGGUAAGCGGGACCAUAUUAUAAACUGCCCUAAGAACAGCAGUUUAGAACUUAUAGAGCUAUUCAUAUAAAUACAAUUAGUUUGGUUUAGGUUUUCGUCUAUUGUAACACUAUCUUUCAAUAACAAAUGGGAAUAGUCCUGGGAAGAGGAGCCUCUAGAAAAACAGUCUGAUCAAAGUACAGAAUAAGCGACAAGUAGAAAGGAUAUUUUUUGUGUGUGUUAGUGUUAUGUACACAGGUGAAUGUGAUGUUUGUGGUGUUACUCUGAGUGUGCAUCCGAUACACCGGGCAAGCUGAAAAGUUUGCCCGACCACGGUUGGAAUCGAACUCGCGACCUUUGGGAUACUAGUCCAAUGCUCUAUACCAACUGAGCUACGAGGUCAAGUCGGUUCGAAUCAAUUGGUGAUACUUCGGAACUGAGUCUGGUUCCUUCGAUAUCAAUGUAUUAAGGCAUGCUUAUUUUAGGUUGGCUGGACGUCCAAUAACCACGGAGGUGGCUACGUCCGUCUUGCCUUGGUCCCGGAGUCUGAGGUCAACAACCGUGAAGCGUACAAGAAAAAUGUCCUGAAGUUCACGUGUUACGGGCAUGAUCAACGACCUGGUCGCUAUGCAUAUGGUGACUGCAAACAUCCUUGUAAUGCAAGACCUGGGUGCGAAUAUCAGUCUGGUAUGUCAUGGAAACAUUAGAACUAUAUCAUUGAUCUCGCCUUACUCUACCUUGUGUUGCGUUGUCUUGUCUUGUCUUGUCUUGUCGUAUCGUGUUGUCUUGUGUGUUGUGUCUCGUGUGUUGUGUCUCGUGUGUUGUGUUUCGUGUGUUGUGUCUCGUGUGUUGUGUCUCGUGUGUUGUGUCUCGUGUGUUGUGUUUCGUGUGUUGUGUCUCGUGUGUUGUGUCUCGUGUGUUGUGUCUCGUGUGUUGUGUCUUGUCGUGUCUACGUCGUACCAAGGGCAUUUUACUUCCGCGUUUGGAUAGAAAAGGCCAUGUAAAUGAGAUUGAUUGCUUAUUGAACCAAAUUUUUGAUUCUGUGUUACUACAGGACGAAUGCGAAACUAAACAAACUUUGUUUAUACUAGAUAGCUCAAUUAGUUUUAAACUCUUCUCCCUGGAGGUCCAGUAAGAACCAUCUCUUAUGGUGUUUGGAAGAAUCGAAUUGGAAGCACUUUACUCGCAGGCUUCUGAGCCAAAAUUGUAAUCGGAAUCGGACCCCGAAUUUAAUAUCAAACCUAUAAUUUCUUCAUAUAUAGAAAAGGAAGACGUUGAACGAUACGAUACGACUCUCACAAUUCCCUACAACCUAAAAGACGGUGUCUAUGUCUUACAAUGGAUCUCAUUGGUUGGCAACAUCAAAGAACCAUACUACAGUUGUGUCAAACUGAAGGUCAGUGGCGGGAACCCUAAUAUGAACUGUCAUUGCAGUGACCCAAUCCCUACCGCUAAAUGUCAUCGCUCAGGUGGGCCUGCAAUGGAUGUGAUCUCCAAAGGAACCCGGAGAGGAAAGUUCUGUUUCCGAAAAGAUGGUGUCGGACAUGUCGACGAGAAUAUCCGACAAGUUCCGAUCAAUGUCGACUGUGAUCCGAGGAUCACAUGCCAAUUGUCUAUAUGGGAUGGUUGUAAAAAUGAACUCACUGGAAUCGAG